AUGACUUGUAUCGGACAUUGUCCUUGUGAAACCAGCCAGAAAAAGGCGACAGCCCAGGCCACAAUCAGAGGCAUGCGUUUCUUCAUAAUAUCCAAGCAUAGCCACCAUUGGCCCGUGCUGGGAGUGCUUUGCACUAGGCUGGAUGCGCUGGACAUUUCUCGGAUAUGCCCGAAGAUCUCAGCCGAGUGCAGGAAGCCCCUGCCAACUGAGGAUCGUUGUGCCAUGGGAUCACAUGUUGUUGUCGACAUGACCAGCAGAGAAUCAGCUUGCACAACCAUAUGUUUGGCGAACCCCCCUAGGCCGGAAGAGGUGGAACUGCUUCUGCGGCACCGUAGGAGAUAUGUUUCCCAGUCGGCCGCUCAGCAAUUCCUCGCCGGAUGUAUCGCGAGAGCUCUGCAAGAUAUGGUUGUUGUUGUUGUUGUUGUUGUUGCUGCUGAUGUUGUGAAGGAGCGGUUGGAAACUGUGGCGGGGAUGGCGGAUGUUGCGAGGAGCAGGGGUGAAGAUCAGGAUGAUGAUGGCGAGGAAGAAGAAGAAGAAGAAGAAGAAGAAGAAUGCGAGGAAGACGAAGAUGAUCAAGAUGAUCAAGAGGAAGAAUACGAGGAUGACGAAGAAGAGGAAUACGAAGAAGACGAAGAAGAAGAAGGAACGAGGAUCAAGAAGAGGAAGGAACCAGGAUCCAGAAGAAGAAUACGAAGAGGAAGGAUCCAGGAUCAAGAAGAAGAAUACGAAGAGGAAAAGGAAUGUCAGAAAGUGAAGAAGAAGAAAAGGGAAAGGACUGAAUUCAAAGGGAAAUGA
Messenger RNA from Puccinia graminis f. sp. tritici CRL 75-36-700-3, 795 nucleotides. RefSeq lists its product as uncharacterized. The coding region runs from base 1 to 795 and encodes 264 amino acids. Lineage: Eukaryota; Fungi; Basidiomycota; Pucciniomycetes; Pucciniales; Pucciniaceae. The record is from RefSeq and is a predicted model, not a curated record. The transcript has 3 exons.